AUGUGGUCCCUCAGAGCGCUGCUCGUGGCGAGCCUGCCGGCGCUUGUGCUCGCCGACGUCUACAGCCUGUCCGGCCUCACUUGGUCGCUGCACAACGGGAACGGCUCGAUCGUCGUGCCCGCGAAGGUUCCGUCCCAGGCGCAUCUCGACCUCUUAGCCGCUGGCGUUAUCGAGGAGCCGCUUCUAGAGCAGAAUGAGUUCUAUCAGCGGUGGAUCGUGAAUGAGAGUUGGACGUAUACCGCUGACCUCACGCCGUUCACUCAAUCUGUGCCAAAAAGCGCAUCGGACAAGACACUUCUUGUAUUCUACGGCUUGGACACGAUUGCGAACAUUACCGUUGCAGGGCAUCCUGUUGCUUGGGUGGACAACCAGUUCAGGCAAUACAUCUAUGAUGUGACGGAUCUCAUCAACUCGCCCUCGGAGACGGAUAACAACAUCACCGUCGCGUUUGAGUCGGCCUAUCUCUACGGGCUCAACGUGACCUCGAUCACGUAUGAGAACCCGCUCACGCCUGACUUCGAAUAUUCCGGAUUCCGACAGUACCUCCGCAAGAUUCAGUCAGACUUCGGAUGGGACUGGGGACCGGCGUUCGUACCUGCGGGGAUCUUCCGACCCGCAUACCUCGUCACGCUCACAGAAACACCCACUUUCGAGACCUCACCAGAGGCACCCGCCGCGUACCCGCUGCUCGCCUCCCAAGGCAGCGCGCUGCUCAUCGACCAGACGUCAGUGGAGAUCUUCAAGGUCGGGCAGACCGCGUACAGCACGCCCGACGAGGCCGCCGACUGGCUCGUCAACGUCACGCUCGGCGUGCGUUCGGUCCUGCAGUCGUACGAACCCUCGAUCACGAUCAGCAUCCCGGACCUGGGUCUCAACAGCGGGCCGCUCGCCGUGCAGACCAUCCCGGUGAGCACGGACGAGCCGACGUUCGUGACUGCGAGCAUGGCCGUGCCCGAGGGCAUUCCCCAGCGGUGGUGGCCUGCGGACCUCGGCGCGCCGGUACUGUACAAUAUCACGGUCACCCUCACCCUGGGAGACGUCCUCGGCGGUCCGGGUGACGAGGUGUCGUUCUCAGUACGCUCGGGCUUCCGGACGGUUGAGCUGCUACAGACGCCGUAUAGCGAGGAGGAUAUCGUCAACCGGGGAAUCACACCUGGCGACCAGUGGCACUUCGCGGUCAAUGGACAGGAGUUCUACACGAAGGGCACGAAUAUCAUCCCGUUUGACCCGUUCUAUGCGAGGGUCUCAACGGAGAAGGUCAGGUGGGUGCUCGAAAGCGCGGUGCUCAGUGGGCAGAACAUGUUGCGCGUCUGGGGAGGCGGUAUCUACCAGCCAUCCGACGAGCUUACGGGCGGAUACGACUUCUACUCGCUCUGCGACGAGCUCGGGAUCUUCGCAUGGUCCGAGAUGAUCUUCAGCGACGCGACGUACCCUCUGAACGACUUCCUGCUCGAAUCGAUCGCACCCGAGGUGCGCGAGAACGUCCGGCGCGUGAACAAGCACCCGAGCAACGUGCAAUGGGCGGGCGGAAACGAGAUUGAGAACAUCGUGAUCCAGAUUAACGACUCGGUCGCGAAUGGGACGCAUUAUCUGGACGAGUAUGUGUACCUGUUCCAAGACUUCUUGUACGACCUCACCUACGACGUGCAGCAGUCGGUUCCGUACACCGACUGCUCGACGACGAAUGGUGUCCUCAGCCUAGACCCUCUCGUGGAGAGAUUCGCGAACAAGACGCCGGGAUACAUCUAUGGCAACUCUGAGCGCUACAACUAUGAUGCCUCGCAGGCGUUCAACUACAGCACGUACCCGGUAUCGAGUUUCCAUUCGAUGCCCUCCAUCUAUAGCUGGGAAGAGGCUUUGACGUCGCCCGAGGACUACUACUUCAACUCGUCCACGGUCGUCGCACGCGAUCACCACCCACCUGCAGGAAGCCUCGCCUGGCCGAAUCCCAACGCACCGCAAGGCCAGGGCCAGAUGACGAUGGGCGUCGAAUACUGGCUGCCCACGCCCAACACGGCUGACGUCUUCCAGACCUUCGCGCAAUGGUGCUACUCCACGCAGAUCUUCCAGUCCCUGAACAUGAUCUCCGAGAUUGCAUGGUACCGGCGCGGCGCGGGCCUCGGCGAGAACAACCUCGGCUCGCUCGUCUGGCAGCUGAACGACAUCUGGCAGGCGCCGUCGUGGGCGGCGAUCGAGUACAGUGGCCGGUGGAAGGUGCUCAACUAUGGUAUGGCCAGCAUAUACACGCCGGUGAUCGUCUACCCGUUCUGGACGCCGGACAACGAGACGCUCCAGGUUUUGGUGACGAACGACAGGCCGUACCCGGUGAACGGGACGGCGCUGCUGACGUGGUAUGACUGGGCGGGGAACGAGCUUCUGCCGAUGGUGCACGAGUUUGAAGUUCCGGGGCUGAAUAAUACGGUGUUGAUGAACUUGGAGGGCUUUGAGACGAUCCUGCCGGAGGGCGCUACGCCUACGAGUGCGUGGAUGUUGCUGAAUGUGUCGGCGACGCUGGCCGAUGGCCGGACGGUGUCCAUGGAGUCCUACUACACACCGACGUCGCUUGCGGACGUCGAACUCGUAGACCCGAAGGUCACCAUCACCCCGGGGUCGGACUACACGUUCACACUGUCUGCUCAGGGUGGCGUUGCACCAUAUGCGUGGGUGGACCAUCCUUCAGGAACUGUUGGCUACUUCAUCGACGCUACGACUGGCGCGCCGUUCAAUGGGUUCUAUCUUGUGCCCGGGAUCGACCGCACAAGUGAGUAA
Messenger RNA from Rhodofomes roseus, 2769 nucleotides. RefSeq names its product glycoside hydrolase superfamily. Gene Ontology annotation, biological process: glycoprotein catabolic process. Gene Ontology annotation, molecular function: beta-mannosidase activity. NCBI's taxonomy places the organism in Eukaryota, Fungi, Basidiomycota, Agaricomycetes, Polyporales, Fomitopsidaceae. The transcript is spliced from 10 exons. Bases 1 to 2769 code for a protein of 922 amino acids. The record is from RefSeq and is a predicted model, not a curated record.